AUGACGAAAGAUAAUGAAGGAGCGUUCUACAAGAAUGCACGUAAAGAUCCUCGUCGAAGUGGCGCUAUUGUUCCUAUUGGUGCUGUUCGCGUUUACAAGUUCGAUGUUCUACAGAACAGUGCUCCCACUCAUAUAGACCCAGAUUGCUUGACCUACCCCUACCAUUCUGCCGUCGACGUACAAAAGGACAUAUAUUCGGGACUGUUUGGUCCCAUGGUCAUUUGCAAGCCAGGAACUUUGACCAAAUCAGGAACUCAGAAACUAUUUGAUCGGGAAUUCUUCCUUAACUGGAUGGUAAUUGAUGAAAACCUUUCUUGGUACAUCGACAAGAAUAUACAAACAUUCACAACAAUGCCAUGGACAGUCAACAAGAAAGACCGGUCGUCCGUAUCUUCCAAUCAAAUGAGAGCAAUCAAUGGCUACUCUUUUGGGACGUUACCCGGUCUUGAUGUUUGUCUUGGAGACCGAGUUGCAUGGCACAUGUACGGACUUGGGGAACGUUUCGACCAUCACCACUUCACAUUUGAUUCCAACAACUUCCAUUCGGAUGGACGACAAGUCGACGCAGCGUCCGUGUUUCCUGGUGUCGGGAUAACAGUCAAAAUGAUCCUUGAUCAAGCUGGUCGUCAUCUUUUGCGCACGGGUCAACUCGGAUACGAGAGUGAAGGGAUGUUUGCAUUUUAUAACGCUCAUGUCUGCUCCCCUGCUUCUCCUAAGAUUGUUCCACAACCAAAACUCGUCCCAAAAGCCAAUGGAAUAACCCGACGAUACUUUAUUGCCGCUGUAGAAGUCGACUGGGACUAUGCUCCCGUGAAAAUACAUCCCCUUACAGGAGAAAGUUUGCUGAACCCAAACAGUUCCUCUUAUUUGUAUAUUCGUGGAGGACCAAACUUCGUCGGCACUAUCUAUAGAAAAGCCAUUUAUAGAAAAUUCACUGAUGUAACAUUCUCACAAAUUGUACCCCAACGCGAAAGCCUCGGAAUCCUUGGGCCGUAUAUUCGCGGCAACGUUGGCGAUACAAUAGAAGUAUUCUUUAAGAACAUGGCAUCGUUUCCUUUCAAUCUUGUUCCCCGAAACCUUCCAUUUGCCGACGGGUCAGAGAUCAGCUCUGCAUUGCCAACCCUUCCCGGGCAAAUUAAACUUUACCGCUAUAUUGUUCCAGAGAGGUCAGGACCGAAAUUGAAUGAACCAAACUGUGUAGGGUCCAUGUAUACAUCUCGAGUAACUCCUCUAAACGACACGUACAGUGGGCUCCUGGGUCCGGUCGUUAUAUGCAGGCCAGGAAUCCUUGACAUAAAUUAUCAAAGGUCGGAUAAAGUGACAACCGAGUUUGCAACUGCCUUUGUCAUUUUUAAUGAAAAUCUUAGUCACUACAGCACUUAUAACUUUGCAACAAGUUUGGAUUUUGCGAAAGGAGAAAGGACAGCAUGGUACAUCUUUGGAAUGGGCUCGACCUUUGGUAUCCAUACAGUACAUUUCCACGGACAGCUGUACAUCCGCCGGACGUCACAAACAUUACGAGGAGAUGUUCUCGAGGUUUUUGCUGGCACGUACGAAACUGUGGAGAUGGCAGGGUACAAUCCGGGAACGUGGCUUUUCCAUUGUCACGUGAGUCUACACUCAGCUUCUGGCAUGGAAACUGUUUACACAAUCCACCCUAGAAAGCUCAAAGUUUAUGGAAAUAAACACUCUCUCAAGCCACGCUAUUACCCCCGUGUCUUACAACAGCUUAUAUAUUAA
Molecule: messenger RNA, 1740 nt
Organism: Mya arenaria
Lineage: Eukaryota; Metazoa; Mollusca; Bivalvia; Myida; Myidae
Product: ferroxidase HEPHL1-like
Exons: 9
Coding region: 1-1740 (579 amino acids)
Molecular function (GO): oxidoreductase activity; copper ion binding
Source: RefSeq, a predicted model, not a curated record